Molecule: messenger RNA, 6431 nt
Organism: Bursaphelenchus xylophilus (pine wood nematode)
Lineage: Eukaryota; Metazoa; Nematoda; Chromadorea; Rhabditida; Aphelenchoididae
Source: the annotation of a GenBank genome assembly
AUGUUCGAAAGCCUCGACCAAAGAACGGUGGGCAGCCAAUCGCCGGAGGCGGAUUCCACCUCGCCGCCGCUGCAGGGCUCCUACAGCGACGAUGUGGAGGACUACCAGCCCAGCGCCGAGGAUCAGGGCAAGUGCUGUCUGGUGUGCGGCCACAUCUCCCACGGCUGCCACUUCGGGAUCCUGGCGUGUCGCGCGUGCGCCGCCUUUUUUCGACGAACCGUCGCCGAAAAGAAGGUCUACAAGUGCAGACAGAAUUGCAAAUGCCCGAUAAGGAAAGGUAGGAGGGAUUUUUGAGAUUUUUUAAUUUUAAAAAUUUUCAAAAAAUCAAGAAAAUCCAUUUUUCCGCUUUUUUAAAAAUUUUUAAAAAUCGAAAAAAUCAAAAUUUCAAAAUUUCAUUUUUAAAUAUUGCUCAAAUUAUAAGUUUUAAUUUUUUACAAUUUUUAAAAAUUUUUCGGGUUAAAAUAUUAGGUUGAUUCAAAAGUUUUUCCACAUGUCUUUAAAAAAUUUUAAAAAAUUUAGACCAAAGCCAGUGGGCCUGAUAUAUAUCUUGUUAGAAAGAGAGCUGUUUGUAGGUUAUAGUAGAUUAAUAACUUUUUACAACUUAGCAAUUUGUGGUAGUAGCGCCGUGUUAAACCUUAACUACUCGAAGGAAGAAAAAGUAAACCGCCGGCGUUACGUCUAGAGUGGCUGCAUCUUCUUAAUAUUCUAGAAUAUGGUAUGCCUGUAUGUAAUCUCUAUGGCAUCGAGGACAAUUUGCUAUAGGGCUAGUCGAAAAAUUUUUAGUGCGAAAAAUCUAAAAUUAGGGUCUGGCAAAAGUAGACCCUGUAGACGCAGCUAUUAGAAGCACUAAGAGAUAACGCUUUCCGUUAUUGUAGUGUAUGAGUAGCACUACAACGCCAACACUAAACAUUCGCGCUAGCUUUAGCUAUGCGGCAGAAAAAUCGAAUCUUUCUAAUCUACCAAUAUUUUACGAAAUUUAGGGGAUUUUUACAAAAACGUUUUCUGUUCAUUACUCUCGCCCGGUAUCCUAGUUAUUUAAUAAAUAAUUGAUCCCACUUGACAUACACUAUCAGUUGCUAGACGCGCUAAGCUGAAGGUCCCCUUGCCGUACCAGUAAAAAAAUUACAAAAAUUCGCCUAAAAGUGCAGUUUAUGCUACUUUUCUACCUUAUAAGGCAAUUUCAGUUGGUGACUUUUUGAAUGUAUCAUCAGCAUACUGCCUUUGUACAACCUGAAUGGCAGCCGAGUCAAAAAAUCUAACUCCUUUCAAAAAAUUUUUAAAAAUCUGCUUUUGAUCGGUAGCUCGGCUCUCCGGCCAACUUUAUGGGAUGCUACAAAAAACGUCAGUGUAGAUAUAAGUAGAGAAAUAAAUUCAGAAGAAACUACAGCCAUCCCCAGUACGAAUAACCCAAAACCCGAGACUUUUUAGUGGGCUGGAAAAUUGCUAGGGCCCGGGAUAUUCACCAUGACACAAACGGAGAAAUUUUUAGUAUUUUUGAAAUAUUCUGAAAGGAAGCUUGUAGAAAAUAAAAUGCUACGAAUCAAAAAUUUUGCAAUGUUCUGCCCCAUACAUCUAUGCUUUCAGUUUUAACGUACAUUCAAUCAGGCUCCAGGAAUUUUAUUUUGAAGUGUCUCAAAAAAAUGUGGAAAAACUUUUGAAUCAACCUAAUAGAAGGGAUUUUUGAGCUUUUUUUAAUUUAAAAAAUUUUCAAAAAAUCGAAACAAAUAUUUUUUUUAUUUUUAAUAAUUCAAAAAAAAAAUCUGAAAAUUCAAAAAUUCAAAAUUUCAAUUUUAAAUGUCUUUAAAUUAUUAAUUUAAAUUUUUUAUAAUUUUUUAAAAUUUUUUCAUGUUAAAAUAGAAGGGAUUUUUGAGAUCUUUGAAUUUUAAAAAUAGAAAAAAAUAAUUUUUUUAUUUUUAAUAAUUCAAAAAAAAAUCUGAAAAUUCAAAAAUUCAGAAUUUCAAUUUUAAAUGUCAUUAAAUUAUUACUUUACAUUUUUUAUAAUUUUUUUAAAUUUUUUUUCAUUUUCAAAAAUCCCAAAAAUUUCCCUCCAAAAUUUUGCAUCCAAUCCCCCCAACAAUCCACCGACCAAAUCACAAAACGUUCGUGACGUAGAGCACUAAAAUCCACUUCCUUUUCAGAAAUGAGAAACAUGUGCCGUGCGUGUCGUUUCAAGAAAUGUCUGGCACUCGGAAUGAAUAAGAAAGGUAAGCUAAUUUCCACAUAAUCUUUGGGUAAAGGCCUUGCAUUUCCUUGUCUUUAAUGGACAAGUAAUUUUGCACUUUACUCCCCUCAUGCUAAAUUGUAAGGUUUUGUUGGGCGAUAAAAUCUCCGACCUCUCCAUGUCGAACCAUUUUUCAAGCAAAUCAUAACGCAUGUCGUUGUGUUCUGGUCGUCUUGACGGAGUCAACGGACCAGUUUCGCUUUGGGAAGGCGUCUGAUUUGUGUUCUAAUUUAGGGAAUUUGAGGGUACUCCGACUUUUCGGCGUAUUUCUGGGAUUUUUCGUCGCGCACGGGAUUUCGGAAAGACUCAACAUGUUUGAAACCACUGAAUGAAGUAGAAAGCAUGACAUAAACCAUAAAGGAAGAGGAAGGGGACAUUUUAUACGAUAAAACACAUUUUUUUGCAAAUUAGUCGCAUCUUGCCAUAGUAUUCUAGCAAUCCGGCGCUUGCUCAUUUUAAUGGAAGCAUAGGGAUGAAAAAGGCGAAGGAGGCCGAAAAAUGUCGGUUGCGGGACAUUUUAUACGAUGAAACAGGUCUUUUCUGAUUUUGGUCUCCUCUUGCCAUGGUUUUGUUAAAAAAUGUAAAUUUUUAUGGUUUCUGUACAAAAAUGCCAUAAUAAAUCCAUCCAACUCGAAUUUUACCGUUUGCGGGACAUUUUAUACGAUGAAAAAUAUCUUCUGUUAGUUUGGUCUCCUGUUGCCAUAGUGUUAUUAAAAAAUAUAAAUUUUUACGUUUCUUAUACAAAGAUGCCAUAAAAAAUCCAGCCAAAACAAAAUAUAUUAUUUGGGAGACAUUUUAUACGAUGAAACAUGUCUUUCGGUAUUUUGGUCUCCUCUUGCCAUAGUUUCAUGAAGUUUAAUUUUUUCCUAGCCCCCUUUGCUCCUAUUCGAUUUCCAGGGCAUAGUCUAGUUAUUAGUAGCCAAAGUGCCCAGUAAACCCCUCCAAAUUUCCUAAAAAUUUCAAAAAAUCCCAUUUUAGACGUCCAAAUGAACCGCGACCCAAUUGGGCGCCGGAAAGAAGUGAAAGUCAUUGAAUGCUGCGGUCCCAGCGAUGCGUCCUGCUGCUCCACCUCGCAACUGCCGAGCCAGAGCACUGUUCUGGAUCAAACCCCCAUCACUACCUCAAUCCCGCUGCUGAAUUCGGUGAACUCGAACGUUUUCUCCUCCCUCGACCUGAGCGCCAUCUCCUCCACAUUCACGUGCUCGUUGCUGAACCAGAAACCCGCCGACCUGGUGAACAGUCAGGUGCUGGUCAUGCCACAUGGCAUCCGGAAUCUGGGCCAGCCCUCCACCGUCGCUCUGCUGCCGUACACGCCGCCGGCCGGGCCCAGUUUGUUGCAGCGAAUGCACGAGGGAUAUGCGAACUAUCAGAGCUCACAGAAAUCGUUGUAUACGGUCAUGUAUCCGGACAAUAUUUUUAGCAGUGACAUCUAUAGGAUGGUCAAGCAUUCGGAGCAUUUGAAAAUGGAACGUGGAUGCCUGAGCUUGAUGUUCAGCAUGGUGAAUGAUUGGUUCCAGCCGUUCGACACGCUCACACAUGAUUUGAAGGUCAGUGCAGGGGGUUUUGAGAUUUUUGGGGUGGAAAAAAAGUGUUGAUGAGUGUUUUUUUUUCAAAUUUUUGGAUUUGGAUGUUUUUUUUGAUUUUUUUGUAUUUUUUCAAAAAAAAAAUAAAAUAAAAUAAAAUAAAAAAUAAAAAUUUUAAAAAUAAAAAAAGUAAAAUUAAAAAAAAAAAUUUUUUGUAAUUCUUGAGAUUUUUGGAUUUAAUUUUGCAAAAUUUUCCAACAAAACCCAAAAAAUUUUUUGUUUUUUUUUUUUUUUUUUUUUAAGAUUUUUUUUCUUAAUUUUCCAAAUUUUUCUAACAAAAAAUCAAAAAAAAAAAUUUUUUUUAUUUUUAGAAUUUUCCAAAUUUUACCAAAAAAUUUUAUUUUCAAAAUUUUUUUUUUGCUUUUUUUCAAAUUUUAACUCCCUUUUUUACAGGUAGUAGUCCUAAGGGCAUUUUCCUCGACCUUCUGUCACUUGGACCAAGCCUACAAAACAAUGAACGCGUUCCCCAGCGAAGAAGACUCCCGAUUUGUCCUUCAUUACGGUCAAUACAUUGACGGAAAUAAUAUGGAAUACUUUUUCCAGGAAGAUAAGGACCCAUCCGUCGCUGCACAGUGAGUUUUUUUCGAUUUUGAAAAAAAAAAAUUUUUUUGAUUUUCGAUUGAAAAAAUUUUUUUUGAUUUUUGCACUGUGCAGAGGCUCAAAAAAGUUGAUUGCACAGUGCAAAAACCAAGUUUGAUUGCACUGUGCAAUUUUAUUUAAUUUUUGCGACAUCGCACAGUGCAAGUUCAAAAAUCGAUUGCACUGUGCAAUUUUGGCGACAUCGCAGCUUAUUUUGCACCGUGCAAUCGGAAAAAUUAAUUGCACUGUGCGAAAUAAAAAAAAGAUUGAUUGCACUGUGCAAAAAAUUUAGCGCGACAUUGUGCACAGUGUAGACGGCUUUUUUGCGGUUUGCACAGUGCGAAAAGAUAAAAAUUCACAAACUGCACUGUGCAUAAAAUUUGAAAGAAAAGUUUUGAAUUUGCACAGUGCAGUCGACAAAAUGGAAUGUGCGUUAGCGACAAGUAUGGGAAACAGUUCAAAAUGCACUGUGCAAAAGAAAAAAAUUGAUUGCACUGUGCAAAAAAUUUCGCGCGACAAAUUUGCACUGUGCAAACGGCUUUUUUGAGUUUGCACUGUGCAAAAAAAGGAAAAUGCACAGUGCGUUAGCGACAACUAUGGGAAAAAGUUCAAAAUGCACUGUGCAAAACAAAAAAAUUGAUUGCACUGUGCAAAAACUUCGGCGUGGAAAAUCUGCACUGUGCGGACGGCUUUUUUGAGUUUGCACUGUGCAUUAGCGACAAGUGUGGGAAAAAGUUCAAAAUGCACAGUGCGAAAGAAAAAAUUAUUGACCGCACUGUGCAAAAAAUAAGGCGCGACAAAUUUGCACUGUGCAAACGGCUUUUUUGAGUUUGCACUGUGCGUGGGAAAAAGUUCAAAAUGCACUGUGCGAAACAAAACAAAUGUCCAUGCACUUAAUGAAAACACUAAAAUAUAUUUUUUCCAGAAUGUGUAAACCAGUCAUGGCCCGGGCCCGUCAUUUGGUCGCGAAAAUGCGACGACUCCAAAUCCGGGAAGUGGAAAUCGCCGCAUUGGCGGGAGUGAUUCUGUGGAAUGAGAUCGGGUUGACCACCAGCUACGAGGGCGCGGACAAACUACGGGAUCGGAUUUACUCCGAAUUACACAGCAAUAUCAUCAUCACGUACGGUGUCAGCGAAACGGGUGCCCGCAUGGGAACACUGUUGUGCUUGCUGAACGAUUUACAUGUAAGUGGGCUCUGGGCGACGUUUUAUACGAUGAAAAAUGUUUGUCCGAAAAAUGAGGUCAUUUUUACAAAAAUGAAACAAAAUUUGGCCCGGUGACAUUUUAUACGCUGAAAGUUAGAAUCUGAGAAAAUGGGUGACAUUUUAUACGAUGAAAAGUGCUUUUUGGGUAACCGUUGGCAUUUGCAUUUGGCAAUAAAUUCAAAAAAUUUUGGGCCUGGUCACAUUUUAUACGAUGAAACUUUAAAGAUGAGAAAAUUGGUGACAUUUUAUACGAUGAAAAGUGUUUUUGCUAAAAAUGGGCCAUUUUGUAUGAAAAUAAAAAAAGUGACGUGUUAUACGAUGACUGUUCAAAUCUGAGAAAAAAGUGACAUUUUAUACGAUGAAAAGUGUUUUUUGGGUAACCGCUGACAUUUUGCAAUUAAUAAAAAAAAUUUGGGCUGGGUGACAUUUUAUACGACAAAAAUUUAAAUAUGAGAAAACGGGUGACAUUUUAUACGAUGAAAAGUGGUUUUGGGUGACCACUGAAUUUUGUUACAAAAUUCGAAAAAAAUAGAGCUAGAUGACAUUUUAUACGACAAAAACUACUUUAGAAAUAUCGAGGACAUCUUAUAUGAUAAAAAGUGUUUUUUUGGGUAACCGCUUGCAUUUUAUAACAACUCAAAAAAUACAAUGCUAGGUGACAUUUUAUACGACAAAAAUUUUUUUUGUUCUAAAAGUAAAAUUUCAUACAAAAAAAAACGCUUUUAAAAUACGAGCAAUGACCAAACAUAUGAUUUUUUUCAGGUGAUCUCACGGGAGACCAGCGAGUCUACCAUCAUUUCCAAGAUUUUCAACCCGCACGUUUGUGACAUGUACGACGAAUAA